AGCCAAUCAGCAGCCCCGCGGCUCCAGUUAGGAAGUCUCCACCCACCCGCCAAGACUCGGAGUCUCCCCAGACCCAACACCUCAGGUCAUGAGGCCCCCAACCCCCCUGCUGCUGCUCUCGGGGGCCCUGGCCCUGACAGAGACCUGGGCAGGCUCCCACUCCCUGAGGUAUUUCUCCACCGCGAUGUCCCGGCCCGGCCUCGGGGAGCCCCGCUUCAUCGCCGUGGGCUACGUGGACGACACGCAGUUCAUGCGGUUCGACGGCGACUCCCCGGGCCAGAGUGUGGAGCCGCGGGCGCCCUGGGCUGGGCGGGAGGAGCAGGAGUACUGGGCGCGGCAGACGAGGAAGGCGAGGGCCACCGCACUCACGUUCCGCCUGAACCUGCGCGUCCUGCGCGGCUACUACAACCAGAGCGCGGCCGGCUCUCACACCCUCCAGGGGAUGUCUGGCUGCGACGUGGGGCCCGACGGGCGCCUCCUCCGCGGGUACGAUCAGUAUGCUUAUGACGGCGCCGAUUACCUGGCCCUGAACUGGGACCUGCGCUCCUGGACCGCGGCGGACACGGCCGCGCAGAUCACCCGGCGCAAGUGGGAGGCCGAGGGAGCGGCGGAGCGCCAGAGGAACUACCUGGAGGGCAGGUGCGUGGAGUCCCUGCUCGGAUACCUGGAGCACGGGAAGGAGACUCUGCAGCGCGUAGAGGCCCCAAAGAUACACAUGACCCACCACCCCACCUCUGAGCAUGAAGUCACCCUGAGGUGCUGGGCCCUGGGCUUCUACCCUGCGGACAUCACCCUGACCUGGCAGCGAGAUGGGGAGGACCUGACCCAGGAUACCGAGCUGGUGGAGACCAGGCCUGGGGGAGAUGGAAGCUUCCAGAAGUGGGCAGCGUUGGUGGUGCCUUCUGGAGCGGAGCAGAGAUACACAUGCCAUGUGCAGCAUGAGGGGCUACAGGAUCCCCGAGUCCUGACUUGGGUGCCCCCUCCUCAGUCCUCCAUCCCCACCGCGGGCAUCAUUGCUGGCCUGGUUCUCCUUGGAGCUGUGCUCACUGGAGCUGCGGUGGCUGCAGCUGUGAUGUGGAGGUAGAAGCACUCAGGAGGACAAGGAGGAAACUACACUCAGGCUGCAGGCAGUGACCGUUCCCAGGGCUCUGGUGUGUCUCUCAGCCCCUAAAGUGUGAGCCAGCUGCCUUGUGGGGGUUGAGUGAUGCAGGAUUUCUUCUCACCCCCACUUUGUAACUUCAAGAUCUACUGGUUUCUUUUGCUGCAAAAGGCAUCGGAAUGUGUCUCUGUUCUUAUGAGAUAACUGUGAGGAGGUGGGGAGACUGGCCCAGCCCUGCCCACCAGGCCCCUCUCCACACUGACCUGUGUCUCUCCUUGAUGACUUUCCUGCUCCAGCAGAAGCUACUUAGUUUGUGUCUACCUGUCUUUGUGUUUUCCUCAAGAACAGUAACUAUUUCCCUCUUGAAAUAGUAAUUGAGUUCUGAAAUUAUUUUUGUAAGCUUGCCUGAUGGGUUUGGGGGGAUAAUAAAAAUGAUUUCUGAUAUUUGAGAUGAAAUAAAUGGGAAACCUUCCAGAAUCACGUGUUUGCUGUGCUGAG
This is a messenger RNA of Talpa occidentalis (Iberian mole), 1597 nucleotides long. Its product is annotated as popy Class I histocompatibility antigen, A-1 alpha chain-like. The record is from RefSeq and is a predicted model, not a curated record. Gene Ontology annotation, biological process: positive regulation of T cell mediated cytotoxicity; immune response; antigen processing and presentation of endogenous peptide antigen via MHC class I via ER pathway, TAP-independent. Gene Ontology annotation, molecular function: peptide antigen binding; signaling receptor binding. The coding region runs from base 89 to 1084 and encodes 331 amino acids. The transcript has 8 exons. Gene Ontology annotation, cellular component: external side of plasma membrane. NCBI's taxonomy places the organism in Eukaryota, Metazoa, Chordata, Mammalia, Eulipotyphla, Talpidae.